AUGCACGACGAAGGCGGAGAAGCGGGCGGUUCUUGCGGUCACUCAGCCGCACAACACGACGAUCCAUCCGGAGCCACCGCGCAACAAAUGUUGAACGAUUCAAUCUCGGAAGGGAUCUCAAGUCCGCAUGAAUGCGGUGGCUCAACUACGCGAAAGGAGAGCUCGCCAUUCGCGCGUUUCCCUCGCUAUAGCCACGAUUUGCGUCACCAUCCGCCAUGUGGACAUAAUUUACGGAGUAAACGUUUGAACGGGAUCUCGGUGGCGUGUCAAACCGAUUCAACUGACGAGUUUCCGAGAGAACAGAAUUUGUUGGCGGUGCGAGCCGCUCAAACGGAAGCCUCAUCCUCGUCAUCGGAAGGAGUGCUCCGAUUGAUGAUACAGAAUUUUCCGAAUAUGAACGACACCGUGCGAGGACCAAGUAAAAAGAUCAACGGGGUGCAAUGGAAGAUCAUGGUGAUGCCGAGACAACACGUCGUGCAGAAGAAAGGCACACAGAAAUGUCUCGGUUUCUUUCUGCAAUGUUGCCCUGAUGCGUACUCGGAUGCUUGGCAAUGUCAAGCGUCGGCGGAGUUGCGUUUGAUCUCGCAGAAGCCGGGCGUCAACCAUUUCACCCGGAAAACGAAUCACAUCUACACGGCUAAGGAGAACGAUUGGGGAUACUCGUGCUUCAUGACGUGGGCGGACAUUUUGGAGGAAGACCAAGGCUAUAUCAAAGACGGUCGAGUCGUUUUAGAGGUGUCUGUUAAAGCGGACACGCCAAAAAACAUCUUGACCUAUGAGGACUUUCAAAAGCAAAUUCAAAGCUGGUACGACCUGGCGGAACUACAGCAACAGCGGGGAUUCAUCGAUUUGGCAUUGGAGGCGAACGCGCAAGCGUUGAAAUUCUGCAAAGACCGUGAUGCAGCGAUCAAAGAACGUUUGGAAGAGCAGAAGAAAUUUUUCGUUGAGCGAAAACUUGUCGAGAGUAUUCAGAGGAUCGAGCAGAAAGGUACAUUGACAAGCGUGCCGGAUGAUGAGAACGCCUCGCAAAAUGCUGUUCGAUUGGCGCUCACUCAGAACACUGCUCAGAAAAUACCAGCUGUAAAAGGAGGAAAAAAUGGGAAGAAAAAUCCGACCAAUAAAAAGAAAAAUCGUGCCUCAACUCCACCGGGCAAUCCACCAACGGAAAACAAAGAUGACAGCAAAGAUGGAGAUGAGAAAGUGGACGUGAAAAGUGGACGAUUCUCGAAGAAUGUUCUCCUUCGUGGACAUCGAGAGGAUAGUUAUGCAAAUUUGGCAAAACAAUUCUACGAGAUGCCACCAGAAGCGAUCCAGCUGGAUGAACAGGACACUAGGGACGGUUUAAGCUACAUGUUUGAUCAACUCUUUCAUGUCGCUCGUUUGGACUAUCCAAACAAAUUCAAUUCAACCCCUUUGGACAUGGAGUUACAAAGACAAUUGAUCAUCAAGAAAGCGACGAUGUUCGUUGAAGCAUAUAUGGAAAGAGUGAAUCGAGGCGAAGAUUUGGUGGAAAGUGAACCGGAAGAGGCGAUCAAUGAGAUGGAUUUGAGUAAUUUAUGGCAACCGACAUUCAAGGAAAGCACAGAGGAUCGAGCGUUUAUCAUCGAGAAGAAUAUGGGAUGGUUGGACGCAAAAGUGAGACUGUUUUGGUUGGAGGACGAUUGCUCAUUCUCUGACGGUGCUUCAUGCUCAUCGGAAAGCGAUUCGGGCAGUGGUGACGGGCCACAAUUGAAGAGGAGUCGCUGUGAUGUGGACGAGCGCUGUGAUCAUUGCAUUCUCGCCGAGAAACUCGAGCAACUCUAUUUUGGUCGAGAAACCAAUCCAGCCGUUGGCGAAACAGUGCCCGUUCCAACCGUUCGCUUGAAUGCUACGCAACGCUCAAAUCGACAAAUCAAAACGGUGACGAAGAAAAACACGGCGGUUAGCGGAAAAGCUGCGGCAAAUGCUCAAGUGAUCAGUCAACAGUUGGCAGCAAUGCAACAAGCACAGCUAACACAGCCACCAAUCCCACCACCAACCUCAAUGAUGCCACCACCACACGAGAUGCUCGACGCCUCUCAGUUCGUUCAAGGAUUGGCGGCUGCCCAUUUGGCCUCAAUGCCUCCACCACCCGGGCUGAGCACUGAAGAUCUAGAGAAACAGUUCCGCGAGUGCACAAACGAGAUGCAAGUGGACGAGUCGACAAACGAGUUCUUGAAGCACACUUUCGCGAGAGUUUGGACGAUGAUGAGAGGAUUCGAUGAUCAAACGGUAAAUUCGCAACUCAACCCCCGAGGACAAGUGCUACCGAAUCAACAAGUGAACAUCGCGUUGUCGGUGAUCGCCGUGUGCUGUUUGAACGCGAAAAAAGCCGAGGAGAAGCUCAGCGCCAUCACGCAACACAUCGACAAAAAAAUCAGAAAUCCUGAUGUGCAAACAGCGUUGCGAUCCCUUUGCAAACUCGGCGACAUGGUGGUUGUCGAGGAUGAUGAGGACUCGGGAAGUCCACUUCACAAUGAAGACAAACACGGUGGAGAGGAUUAUUUGUUGUCGCGUCACUUGGCUCGUUUGGACAAUCUGCAACAGAAAGCCGAAAAAUACGCUUACUAUAUUCACAACAAAGAUGGAGAAAGAUUGAUGCAAGCAGUUGCGGCAGUCGAGCAAAAGUUCUUGACACUCGAAAAGGAGAAGGUGAAAAUGCAGAAACAAGUCGAAGAGCACAAGAAAGAGGUCGAGAAAGCGGAAAAGACCCUCACGAAACACCUCAGCGAACUCCGACAAGAAAAAGACAUCAAAGACAAGCUAAAUAAUCAGCUAAAAGAGAAAAACAAAGAGAUCAAGAAAUUCGAGAAACGAAUCAAAGAGUUGACUGUGAUGGCUGAAGAAAAGGAUGAGUUGAGAGAACAAAAGGACAAUAUUCAAAAAGAUCUCUCGGCUGAGAAGAAAAAGUAUCAGGAAUCGGAGAAUCGCUUGAAGAAGGAAACAGCCGCGAAAGAGGAGCUGAGAAGACAUCUGCAGAAUGAGAUCAAUGGGAAAGAUUCGGAGCACGCACGUUUGAUGCAAGCACACGAGGAAUUGAAGCAGCAGAUGAAGAAGAUGGAGACAGCGAUGAAUGCAGAGAAACAGAAAAUGGGACAAGUGUUGCAGCAGACACAGGAAAGGGCAAAGAAAGCCGAAUUGGUGACAAUUGAGCUUGUGUACGAGCAUGGAGUGAGGAAAUUGGAUCGAGGAAGAGAGGAUGCCACGAUCAAUAUGAAUAAGAUGGAUGAAGCGGCGACAAGAGCUGGCUCCACCGCACAACAACAAACCUUCUUGGCGUCGCGGGACGAAUGGAAAGGAGUACUCGAAGAGAUUCAACGGAUGGUUGAAAAGGCAAGAGUCGAGUAUUCGGCACAAGUGGACGCACUGAAGAAGGGAAAACAAUUGAGCGAGAUGACCAAAUUCUUGAUUCCGAAGCCACCACCCGCUCCAAAGAUCAUCACCAUUCCGUCAGCCACCCCAGCCGCCAUUCCAACACAACAACAAGUUGUGCUGCCACCUGAACCACCAAAGGCCUCACCUGGAGUGAUCGGUUCUCGCACAAAUUCCACUGCAUCCCAGCUGCCUGCACCAAUCGGCACAAAUAUCUCUCCAAAGAACAAAGCUCCCGGAUCGCCGAUUCAGAAACCGGUGGCCACCGUCGCUUCACAGCCACAAACCGCCAGUCCAUGUAGACAUCCAGGAGCUAUUGGCUCUCGUGCUAACGGCAACGAAGCAACUCCGAGCACCGCUGCCGCACCGGGAACUGCAUCAAAUCUGAAUAUGGGUGGAUCGUGGCACUGGAAUGAUUUCAGUUUAUCCGACAAUUUGCUUGGAAAUCGUGGUUUUGGGCCGCUCACAGACAAUUUUUCGGCAUCAGCGUCCACCAGCACCAACCCUGCUCCCACCACCACAACGCAUGCAACGACAACAAAUGGAUGGUCGGGUGAUGGAUGGAAUCAGAAAACUCCAACCGCCGUACCCCCAACAGCAAAUCACAACUAUUUGGGUAGUUUGGGGACAGCCAGUCCGAGUUAUGCGGUUUGGGAGAAUCCCGGUCCUCGCGCCCAACAACCACCCCAACAAGCGAACAUUCCACAACCACCACAGUCUCAGCCACCGCCACACACUGCCGCUCCCGGAGCCCCGAUUCAGCAGAACCAGAGAAUCACACAGAAAUACGGUGGCGAAGAAGCGUUUAAACAUCAAACGAUCCUCGAGCAAGUCAGCGAGAUCUUUCGCCACGUCGAAAAGAAGAAAUUGGUGAACUUGUCGAACGAGUACUGCUAUCAGAACCAAACGAACUUCCAACACGAACCAAUUCCGAUUGCUGUGAAGAUCCUGGAGAAGUACAUCACACAAAAGCUGAACAACGAGACGAACGAUGCGUCGAAUCGUCGUGUGAUGGGCACUCCGAUUCAACCGCCACCCGGUGUCACCCCGAGCUACAUGAACAUGGGUCCAUUAUCCGGUUUAGACAUGCCCAUCAGACAAACACCUAAUCAAAUGAUGGGCACGUACAACACGAUGAUGGACAACUCGCUUCUCAACGGCGAUGCCACUCGCUCGGUGAUCGGCGCCGACAAGUGGAGUCUUCAAAAUCUC
Mesorhabditis belari is the source of this 4602-nucleotide messenger RNA. Lineage: Eukaryota; Metazoa; Nematoda; Chromadorea; Rhabditida; Rhabditidae. The record is from the annotation of a GenBank genome assembly.